Macadamia integrifolia is the source of this 621-nucleotide messenger RNA. RefSeq names its product receptor protein kinase CLAVATA1-like. The record is from RefSeq and is a predicted model, not a curated record. The transcript has a single exon. Gene Ontology annotation, molecular function: protein binding. NCBI's taxonomy places the organism in Eukaryota, Viridiplantae, Streptophyta, Magnoliopsida, Proteales, Proteaceae. The coding region runs from base 1 to 621 and encodes 206 amino acids.
AUGUUGCAGAGGCUGGUAGUGAUGAAAAAUUUAUUCAUUGGACCGACUCCAACUGAACUCAGUGAGUGCAAAUUGUUGAUUCGGAUCCGAAUUUCGAAGAAUUUCUUAAAAGCGACGAUUCCACCCGGGUUCUUCAACUUGCCUUUGGUGAAUAUGUUGGAAUUCAGUGACAACCACUUCAGUGGCGAACACCCCGACGAGAUUUCCAGCGAAAUUCUUGGUCUCUUGAUGCUCUCCAACAACGUGAUGACUCAGAGAAUUCCUAAAGCUAUCGGAAGGCUCACCAAUUUGCGAAUACUCUCCCUCGACAUAAACCAAUUUACUGGGGAGAUUCCACCGGAGAUGUUCCAGCUCAAGUCGCUUUCCAAGAUAAACAUUAACAAUAAUAAUCUCACAGGCUUGAUUCCAAGCACUCUCUCUCGCUGCUCUUCUCUUACAUCGAUUCAAAUCAAAGGCCUGGAAACUGACUCCAUUCCAGAAACUUGGUUUCAAAGUGGAAGACGUAAUCGAAUGCUUGAAAGAAGAGAACAUCAUCAACAAAGGAGGUGCCGGGAUCGUUUACCGGGGAUCGAUGCAGGACGGCGUGGAUGUUGCAAUCAAGUGACUUGUUGGUCAGAGUAG